AAAGGUGGCUGGGAAAAGUGCCUCUCCAAGACAGAUGCCAACAUUCUUCCUUGAAAGGAACUCUGUAUUUUCCUCCAAUCUGCCACAUACAUUUUUUUUACAAGAAAUAAGAUACAUCUUAAGCAUUCUAUAUUAAAUCUUAGUAUUUCAAGAUAACUGAAUUUUCCUGAGCUUUCAAAAUAUGCAAAAAAAAAGCCUAUCAUGAAAAUAGAUACUCAAAAUCACAAUAUUCAAAACUAGAGGUAAUUUCAUAGAAAUCAUCUGAUGGCAAGUAAAGAAAGGACACAGUAACGAUGGCAUCUAAAACUAUCCUUGUGGAAAGGAAGGAUGAAGAAGCUCUGGUAUUAUUCUAUUUUGUGACCACAAAGAUAUCUGAAUCUAUGUAAUGACUUUUAACAGAAAAACCACCGUGUUAAAAACAUUUCAAAUGAAAAAAAAAAUGUUUAACCAGUCUUUCUUUGACAAAAUUUUUAUUGAGGGAACACCCUAGUGAGCGGCUACAUAAUAAUUUAACCUGUCUGUAAAGGACCAGUGGUGGGUGGAUGAGAAAAAUCCAGUAUGUGACUUACUUACAUCUGAAAAAGGCUGUUUAGGCCUUUAAGGGACUCUACUCCUCUGCUCAUUCUCAUUCAAGCAGUCCUCUUUGCAUGCACCUCUCUCCUCCAAGACAGCCAGCCAUCAAUUGUUGUGUAAUUCCUCCCUCCAACCCUUCAACUCCGCUAAUAUACCAAGGACAGGACUUUCUUUCUCCAUUGUACAAGGCCCUGUACCGAACCUUUGUUAACUAAAACCCUAUUUAGAAACAGUCGUUUAAUUUUCUUAAUUCGGUAUACAGAAGGCUGAAAAGAGAAUGAACACAGGUUUAUUAUAUGCAAGAAGGUAAAGCCAAUUUUUAAAAAAUACUCUGUGUUCUAAGGGUUCAGCCUUUCUUUGGCACUGAGGGGGGGAAAUCUUCCUUCCCUCCACCCUUCCCUCCAUCUUCUGUACAGUGAAAGCACUAUCAAAAUACAGAGAGGGAGGUCUUUAUUUCUGCCUCCACAGCUGCCUGAGUUAGCCUCCACGUUUUUCUGUCGUCCUUUUAAUCCAAAUACCUACUGCAAAAGCCUAACCACUGUUAAAAGAACAUUCACCUUCAGAGCAUUUUAUGGAAUGUAUUCCCUGUAUACACCUCUUAAUCCUGUAAAACAGUUAUUAGUUAAUGUUGCAAUCAGCUAGGGAAAAGGGGAGAAGCAGGCACUACAGUUCGGUUUUAACACAGGCUUUGCGUGCAUUUUCUCAUUCUGAGAUCUGCAAGGCACAGAGGUUGAACGACAUUAAGUUUUCUUAUCAUUUUAGUGCCUUCUCAUCCCUUUCGAUUAAAUGAUUCAAAUUCGGUUUUCCUUCCUAGUAGCUAUCACAUAUUUAACAAAACACAUUCCACGAUACGGAUAAAAGGCUGGUCAACUUAGCUCUCCACAGCUGGAUCGCCUAGAACAUUUCUUGUAGGCAGAAAGAUAAGCAAGAAACCAGAAACAGAGCGUACCUGUUUGGGGCUAAGUGGAGGAACAUGAGAACUGGGAAUUCCAGGGUCAAGAGGGAGAGGGAGAUUACUUUCUGUUACCUUCUCAUGCUCUGAGCCCAUUAAAGGUGUACUACCCAAAUAAAACCCAUUCCUGUGAAAGUGAGAACUGUAGCCUUUACAAAAGAAGUUUCGGGGACCCAAGUCUGCAGAGGCUUCAAAUAACCAAGAGCAUCUGCUUUUGCUCUAUCUACAUCAGGUAAACGCUGCUGUAAACGCAGGGUCAGCAAAGUGCGGGUGAGCCUUCUGCUAGCGCGGCGUUCCUCGGGCUUCCAGACAGCCCUCCUGCGCGCCUCCUCCCUCCCUUUCGUGCAUUCUGAGCGGCUCCGCCGAUUCCCACAUAAAGUGGGUCCUGGCCGCCAUCUUAGAGAGUCAUUCACACCAGCCGGACCGCGGCACCACGAUUCCAAGCCUCCCAGGACUGCCCCCCACUACUUCCUCGCUGCUCUCCCUCAUCUAGCACAGGGGAUCAAACUCCAAGUCUGAGGCAAGCAGUGUCUCUGAAAUCUGCAUAAUGUGAAAUGUCAAGUCUGACCACAGAACCCAGGAGCAGAGCGAAUGCGGCAAUGCACGUGUUUGCACGUCGGUGCGUUUCAAUUUCCCAUGCAGAGACCCACAGGAGCUCCACCAGGAGAUUAAAGGGAGCGCUUCGCUGAGGGUUUCCACUCUAAAAACCCGCUAAGUGUUUUCUCCUCAACGCUGAAGAUAUGCUCCUAGAGGGCAGGGACCCCGACUGAGUGAGGGGUGGAGCAGCACCGGCAGAGAAAGUUCCCAUCUGCUCGCGCUCCAGCUGCCCUUCAUCCCGGGGCACCGAGGCCAACUGUGUCUCCGGGCCUCCUCCUCUCCCGCGUCUCAGGCACAACGUAGUAAACACCGGGAGUGCCGGGCAGCGCGCACCUCCCCCAGGCCUGCGGAGGACAGCCCGGCAGGUUAUGAAUGGCCUCACUAUGCCCAGCUCCUUUUCACACGCGGGCACGCGCACACGCGCGCCCCAGAGGCGAAGAUUUAAUACCCUGGUAACAGCAACGGCCAACAGAAUCAAUGGCCCUCCAUCAGACAGAAAGAAAGGCGCUCACGCUUCCCAGGCCUCCUCAAAGAGGCUCCAGACCCGGCGACACAACCCAUUUCCCCAGGUUGACUCUAACGAGGAUGUUCCCCCAAUUUCAUUCCCUUCACCCACUGGAUAGUGGAAUUCAGAGUACGCCCAACUUGGAACCUUCCAGGGAAUUGGAUAUCAGGAAAAACUAAUUUCCACGGGCGAUCACAGAUUUGCUAUGUUCCUUCUCAAUGAGUGAAAGUAUGAAUAAAUCUUCAUUGUAUGUAGGAUUGCAUUCUGAGGUCUCUACCAGUUACCGGACACGCGUUUCUGAGAGCGAACAAGAACUAAAUGCUACCAACGCCUAUGAAAAGCAACAUUUAUUUUUAUCUUUCGCACGCAAAAAGUAUUUAGAGAAACUGUAAAGUCACACCUAACCGCUAAAGAUCUGCACUUUUUGCCUGUUUCAUUAACGAAUUCGGAGGUGAAGGAUCUACUGUAAAAACCGCUCGGUCACCAGCGCGGCGCGGGAAUGCAUCUGCGGCGCCUCGGCGUCCAAGCUCCCUUCCCCACGAGCCCCGGGACACCGGCAGCCCAUCGAGUCCCCGCCGAGCGCCAGGCAGCCCGCUCCACCGAGCCGCGCCGACAGAAGCAUCUGCCGCUGCACGAAUCUUCGCAGCGCGGUCCCGGCUCCGGGUGCCUGCCACCUCCCGGUGCCGCACGAUGCCUGGCGCGGCUGCGGCGUCCGCACAGCCCCGGCUCUGCGGGCGCUUCGGGACCCGGCCGGCCGCGCUGUGCUCCGGGGCGGCGCGCAAAGACGCGACCCCACGGGACUCACCGCUCCAGCUCCCUCGGUGGCCGCACAGCAGCCGCCCGCCCAGAAAGCCGGAGCCAGCCGCGCGUCGCCGCUCCGCCCGUGGCCAGCAACGGGCCGGAGAGGUGCCCGAGGUGCCAGCGCGGCCCCGGGCCUCGUGUCACUCACCGUUUGAAAUGCUCGAUGAUCUUCUCUUCCCGCACGUUCUCCGACGGAGUCUAGACAUGUAAUCCUGGCUUACCUGAAACUCUGAAACUGACCUUGAACAUGGAGUGAUCUUCUUGCCUCUGCCUCCUGGAAUGCUGCUGUUAAAGAUGUGCAUCACCACAUCUGGCUUUUCUAGAACUUCCUUUUUUCAAUGUUUAUGGGUGUUUUGUCUGCAUGUGUGUCUAAGAGAAUAUCUGAUCCCCUUGAACUGGAGUUACAGACAGGUGUGAGCUGCCAUGUGGGUGCUGGGAAUUGAACCCAGGUCCUCUGGAAGAGCAGCCAGUGCUUUUAGCUGCUAAGCCAUCUCCCCAGCCCCCUCUCGCACUCUUACAGACAUGAGACCUGGUCUGGAAGAAGAUGACAGGAAUUUCUAGGAGGUCAAUAGGCCCUAACAUUUCCACAUGACUCUCUUGGUUCAAACUAUUAAGUCACCUCUGUCCAAAUUCCCAAGUAGCUCUGCAUUCCUUCCCCAAAUAUUUACUAAGGGCCGGCCCUGUGCAGGCGGCAGCGUGUGCGGACAGAUGAGGAAAACAGGUCACAUGGUCGGGGAGGUAGCUAAGGUUCAGGACCUGUGACCAGAGACUGCCCCACCCCCAGGCCUUCCACAGCCCGACCUCAGCCCCUCGCCUUCCCUUCCCCCCUUCCCUUCCCCGUAGCAGUCCACUCCUUUCCCUGGCCCCACCCCAUUCCUUCUUGGUUGUUUCAUACCCUCAGGCUAUCUCACCGGAGAAAAUCUGGCCUCUGCCCACUUUCCCACCUGGCCUCAGAAGAGCUCACCUGUCUGUCUAUCUUCACAUGGAGCCUGAUGGCCCUUCGUGGACAGCAUGCUCAUUUGCACUCCGUAUUAGUCUCUCUAUAACACAAGGACAUAACUCACUUUCCUAGGACUGUCCGCCAUCUUCGUGCCUGGUACCUGCUAGGUCUUUUAUCCGUGACUGCCGCCUGGUUGCUGAUUCCUAGGCUCCUUGUUCCGGGAGUUCCCUGGUCAGUUUGGUCUCUGGGGAGCCCUGCCCUACAGCAAUUUUUGUUACAGUGUUUGAUGAACCCUGUCCUCUGCCAUUUCUGAUCAGCCCCUGGGGAGAGAAGCAUCCAGUCAGAGCAGGGAGGCUGGCAUUGCUCAGGCCCGGGAGAAGGAAGCUUCACUACUGCCUGCAGCCUGCUCCAGGUGGCGGGUCAAGCCUGACUCAGACUGUGGAGGAGCCCCAGUGGAAACUUACCAGCCUCGGAUGGAGGGUGUGGGGGUGCUGAGAGGGUAGGCAGACGUGGCCUCCCAGUCGUGCCCAAAGGGCAGAGCAAGGAGAGGAGGCCAGCUGGUGCCCCUCCCGAGCAAGCUCCGCCCCCCCCCCACUCCCCCAGGAAUCCAGGUCGGAUCCAGAGUUAGGAUCAAACGAAGCACUUAAGGAGGAAGUGUGAACUUUGGACUCGGUGACACACUUCAUCUGGGGCAAAUCAACUGCCACCCCUGGAGGCCCUUGUCCUUCCCAGGACAGGACUGCCCGGCCCUGGUCGUCUAGUCCUCACACUGACCCCAAUUCAUCUGCACAGCCGCAUUCCUCUACCCUCCCUCCUCCAGCCAGAUGCUGUCUCUAAGUGGGUGUUGGAAGGCAAUAGACUGGGGGAGGGGUAGGCAGAGCCCUGUUGUGGAAGUCAGGGCACCUGGGGUGUGGCUACUACCAGCUGGUGAGGGACUCCCACCCACUCUGAACUCUGUCUCUUGGCAGCUGGGCUCCAUAUCCUUGGGGUUUCUCACCUCUAGAGUCUUUUUUUUAAUUUCAAGAAAGGGGUUCCCUUUGUAGUCCAAGGCUAGACUGAAACACACUGUGUAGACCAGGUUGGCCUCAGCGGUAAUCCCUUUGCCCCUGUAUCCCGAGUGCUGGGAUUAUAGGCAUAUGCCACCAUGCUUCCGUCUCUAAAACUCUACUAGGCUUGUGGCUGCUCCAUCUUUUAGAUUUUGGGGAUUGUCUGACUGUCCUGUAACUGCCCACUCCCCCAGGACAGUCAGCUGGGUCCUGAAUACACUCGCUAGGUACCUUGCCCCACUGUCCCCCUAGUACUCCAUGCACACCCCAUCUCCUGCCUCCCUCUUCCGGAAACCAGUGGAACCGAUGCCCAGCAUGCAGUUCCUCUUGUUUCUACCCCACGAGACUGAGUUCUCUGCCCAGCACUGCCCUGCCUUUAAGAAGGAGUCUGAAGGGGAUGGGAAAGCCAGACAUAGUACCCAGACCUGUAAUCCCAGCACCUGUGAGGAAGAAGGAUCAGAGGUUCAAGGUCAUCCUGGCCUACACAGCUGGAGUUGGAGGCCAGCCUGGGCUACAUUAGACGGGAUGGAGACACGGGAGGACCCAGUGGUGGGAGUCCACAGUGGCCAAAUCCUCUAGUGGUGUCACCCGGAGCCUCCACCUCCAUGUGCAAAUGACAGGCACAGAUAGUCACUUCUGGGAGGCCAAGAUUCAACGCCUUCCAAAAUGUGGUUGCUCCUGUUGGCAAGACUUCAGGCAUCAUCAGCUGUCUGUGUCACCUGACUAAGAACCGGACAGACCCUGAGUCUAUCUCUAACCCCAGGGGAACAUGGCUGCCUUUCUCAUGGCUUCCAGCCUCACCCCAAACUGAAAUACAGGGAACGUGACAAUUAUCCUCCUCCUUUGGUCCCCUCAAAGCUUAAAGGGAGCCUGGCGGUGGUGGUGCACACCACUAAUCCCAGCAUUCACUUGGGAGGCAGAGGCAGGCGGAUCUCAGUGAGUUCAAGGCCAGCCUAGUCUACACAGCGAGUUCCAGGACAGCCAGGGCUGUUACACAGAGAAACCCUGUCUCGAAAAGCAAAACAAAACAAACAAACAAAAAAGCUUAAAGGGACAGAAAAGGUCAAGGACCACAGCCAACCGGAACUUGACCUAGUCCCUCCCACUGGAGUCCAGCCCUCCCUCACCUUCUUCCCUACUCACUUCUCUCUCAUCCUUUCCUCUCUGCUCUUUCCCAGGCUGCCCUGCAGCAGCUGCCUCCUGCUGGUAAAUUUUAACUGUGUUACCCUACUUUCUGUAAGGGACCCUCUAAAGAAGUCGUCCAUAAACACCUGGUAAAGGAAGUGUUAAGUGAGGUUUUUCCAGGUUAGCUCGUAGGUAGAACCUAGAAUCUCCUGAUCCUGGUUCCAAUCCCAGCACAGGAACAACAAAAAUAGGUUAAAGUGUUCCCACUCGUUGGGAGGGAGGGAGCUGGAUGGGAGUGGCCACCAACUCAAAGAACAGCCACAGGACACUUUUUAGGUCAGGCUUAGUGAAAUUAUGUGCAAGCAGGUACCUUCUCCACAAGGGGGAGGUUGCUGGGAGACUGCUACCAGACAGGAUAGAAUUUUCACCCACUUGCAAUUUACAGAGCUAUAAAACAGCCCACAGACAAGAGGAAAAGGCUCAGGAAGGGUGUGCUGUGCAGACAGCUCAUCGCUUCCGACCAAGGCCCAGGCAUUUUCCACACAAGGCAGGUCAUGAAAGGGUUCAGUCCAUAGUCCAGCCUCUGAGAAGUGGUGUGAUUCACACACACCGGAUGCCAGGCCCCUUCUUGGGGAGCAGAGGACAUUACAAAACACUUGCUAAAGUGCAUGGUCUGAGCUCAGCUCCCUUAGGGACUGAGCACACCCAAGACUUUUUUUUUUCCUCAAGUCUGGGGAUGUAUGUAGUUUAGUAAUCUCCAGCUGCAGUAGCAGCUACACCCACCCCAUGCACACAAACAUACACACACACACACACACACACACACACACACACACACACACACACCAAGGGAUAAGUUGUGGCACGCAGGUGACUCUCCAUAGAAAUAAA
Molecule: messenger RNA, 7430 nt
Organism: Peromyscus californicus insignis
Lineage: Eukaryota; Metazoa; Chordata; Mammalia; Rodentia; Cricetidae
Product: translation initiation factor IF-2-like
Exons: 2
Coding region: 3127-3630 (167 amino acids)
Source: RefSeq, a predicted model, not a curated record